UUCAAUCACUCCACCCCAUUUGCGCCUCUUUUACCCUCCCUAAUUUAAGAAAACCUCUGCCUUGCAAAUCUACAAUUCCAAUUUAUCUCUCUCUUUGAUUAAUAUUGUUGAUUUAUUCUAUUUGGAUCUUCCAACAUCACUAAUAUUGUUGGUCUUGGGUCUCAUCGGCAGAUACAGUUCUAUGAUGCCUCCUGAGGCUAAAAAGCAUUGUUGUGAAUUUUUACCUCUUGAUGUACUUAGCAACCUUCCGGAGAAUGUAAUUGAUGCCAUUUUGAUGUGUUUGCCAUUUGGAGAUGCUGUGAGGACUAGCAUUUUAUCCAACAUAUGGAGAUAUAAAUGGUGCCGACUUCCAGAGUUGACGCUUGAUGAUUCUGUUUGGAAAACUAAAAAGAAUGUAAUAUUCCGUACAACUGAAAUUACCCAAAUUAUCUACCACAUUUUGGUAUUUCAUGAAGGACCAAUUACAAAGUUUACACUAUGUGUUCCUAAGUCGAGAAGUUGUCCUAUGAUUGAUGACUUGAUAUUUUUCCUCUCUAGAAAUGGCAUUCAACAUCUUGUUCUUAGACUUCCAUUCAAGGGCGACCCGUAUGAAUUGCCUCCUUCAUUUUUCAAAUGUUUGCAGUUGAGGCAUUUGACUCUCCAGAAUUGUUUAAUACCUCGUCCACCGACCUUCAAAGGAUUUGAUAGGUUAAUUAGCUUAGAACUAUCUGAAGUUACAAUUUCUUCCGAGCUGCUGGGAAGUUUAAUCUCUCGUUGCUUGUUGCUCGAGCAUUUGGUGCUGCAUAUCGCAGAAUCUUAUAGCAAUGUCGUUGAAAUUAAUGCUCCCAGGCUGAGAUCAUUUUUCUUCGCAGGCAGUAUGAGAUCUAUCUUUUUAAAGAAUAUUCCUCUUCUGGCAAAACUUUCACUUACAUUUAGUGAAACAGAUUAUUUGGGGACAGAAAAAUGGGAUAUUGUGAAGUUUUUUGAGUCUUUUUCUGCUCUUGAGCAUCUCUUCGUGAAUAUGUUAUUUGCUGCAGAAGCAAGUGAAGUACCAACAAGGCUUCCCUUUAAUCUUAACUGUGUCAAACGACUUGACAUUAAUGUUGAUCUGUAUAACUCAGUUGAGGUGUCAUGUGCUCUUUGCUUGAUAAGAAGCUUCCCAUAUUUACAAUAUAUGGAAAUUCAGGAGGCUCAUUAUAAAUAUGAUAUAGCAGAUAGAGUGGCACUUCCCUCAGAUGUCACGUUUAAUCACCUCAGGGAAGUUAAGCUAACACUUACUAGUGGCUCAACCAUUGAGAUGCAGCUUGCCAAGCUUCUGUUAGCCAAGUCUCCCUUGCUGGUGAGAAUGCUAUUCAAGUCAUGUUCAGUUAAAGUAUCUGCAACAGUCAAAAAGCUCGCUGCCGAGCUAACAAAAUUUCAAUGUGCAUCACCUAAAGCAGAAGUGGUCUUCAUCGAAAACUAGUACAUGAUUACAAUCCUUUUUAUUGAUCUUCAGGAGUCUUUAAUCGGACCCUAAUGUUUGGCUCGAAUAUUUUGCAAGUUAAAGUGAAUAGUUAGAAACUCUGAGCAUCAGUUUUGGGAAGUUUCGCGAAUCUGGGUGGAUGAUUUGACUUGUCUGUUGCAUAAUUUGUCAUUACAAUACAAAUUGCUGUUGGACUCACUUCUGUCUUCUCGAGUUGAUACCUUACAUGUUUAAUGUUUAUUGUGGGCUUGUGAUGUGUUAUUUUUCUACUGGGU
Molecule: messenger RNA, 1716 nt
Organism: Lycium ferocissimum
Lineage: Eukaryota; Viridiplantae; Streptophyta; Magnoliopsida; Solanales; Solanaceae
Product: F-box/FBD/LRR-repeat protein At1g13570-like
Exons: 4
Coding region: 182-1441 (419 amino acids)
Molecular function (GO): protein binding
Source: RefSeq, a predicted model, not a curated record